GAAAAUAGCAACGAAUUCCCGGGGGAGAGACGGGAUUUGUGGACUUUUGAGGAUAAAAAUGGGGUUUUUUGGGGAUAAAAUCGGGAAUUUUGGGGAUAAAAAUGGGAAUUUCGGUCCCAGUAUCCCGAAUGCCGGAUUGAAAUUGCGCUUCUCAAGGCGGCGUUACGGUAAAGCCGCCAUGGCUCUCGCGAUAAUACGGUAACCCCGUUAGUAGGCGCGGCCUCGCUCUGAUUCGCCGAACCCGCCCGCCGCGCGCUACCGGGGCGCUGAUUGGUCGAGGUGUUCCCGCGCUGGGCGCUGAUUGGAUGGCUCCGUGAGGGGGGAGGAGAAGGAGGAGGAAGAAGCCGCAGCGACCAUGGCGGCCACGGCGGCCCUGGAGCGCUGGGUGUCCGGGCAGCUGCAGGAGCUGCUGGGCCUCAGCGCCCGCCAUGUCCCCGCCUUCCUGGUGGCGCUGGCGCGGCGCAGCCGGAGCCUGGAGGAGCUGCUGGAGCGGCUGCGCGAGACCGAGGCCCUGCGCGUGGAGGAGCCGCGCGUGCGCGAGUUCGCGAGCCAGCUGUGGGACAAGGUGCCCCGAGAAGCCCCCCGGGAGCCCCCCGGGCGCGCGCGCAGGCCGAGCGGGGCGGCGCUGGAGCUGCAGCGCCAGAACCGCGGCUACCGAUUGGUGGAGAGCGACGAGGAGGAGGGGCCGGGCCCCGCCCGCGGCGACCGCGCCCAGGACGAGCCACGCCCCCGGCGGCGACACCUGAGGCGACGUCACCGCUCCGAGUCCCCCCCCGAGAGCCCCGCGGCGGCCGAGCCCUCGCCCCCCGCCCCCCCCGAGGAGCCGGAGGAGGAGUGGGAGGCGUCGGAGCGGGAGCGGCUGCGGGACCUGCGCGAGCGCGACGCCUUCGCCGAGCGCCUGCGGCGCCGCGACCGCGACCGCGACCGGGGCGCCAAGGGCAGCUCCAAGGCCUACGAGGAAGCCCAAAAACGCCUCAAAAUGGCCGAGGAGGAGCAGAAAGCCCUGAUCCCCGAGCUGCGCAAGCGCUCCCGCCGCGAGUACCUGGCCAAGCGGGAGCGGGAGAAGCUGGAGGAGCUGGAGCAGGAGAUCCAGGACGAGGAGCUGCUCUUCGGGGAGGAGGCGCUGACGGCGCCAGAGCGGCGCGAGCUGCGCUACAAGCGGCGCCUGCGCGACCUCGCCCGCGACUACAAACGGGCCGGGGCCCGCGAGGAGCUCGAGAGGAGCAGCCGCUACCAUAUCCCCGAGGAGACGCGGGACAAGAAGAUCCCGGAGCGCGAGGAGGCGCAGGAGGAGGCGCUGGCGCCGCGGGACGAGCAGCGGCGCUGGGAGGAGCAGCUGCUGGGGGCGGCCGCGCUGCGCUUCGGGGCCAGGGACGCGCGGGCAAAGGGGUUUGGGAGGGACUACGAGCUGCUGCUGGAGGAGGAGGAGAUGGUGCAGUUCGUCAGUGCAGCCCAGCUCGAGGGGACUGACCCCCAAAAGGACGUCCCCGAGGCCGUCCCCGAGGCCGAGCGCCGCCGGCAGUCUCUGCAGGACGCGCGCCGGGCCCUGCCCAUUUUCCCCUUCCGGGACGAGCUGGUGGCGGCCGUGGCGCAGCACCAGGUGCUGGUGAUCGAGGGAGAGACGGGGUCGGGCAAAACCACCCAGAUCCCCCAGUACCUGCACGAGGAGGGCUACACGCGGGGGGGGCUGAAGAUCGGGGUGACGCAGCCGCGACGCGUGGCGGCCAUGAGCGUGGCAGCGAGGGUGGCCGUGGAGAUGGGGACAAAGCUGGGCAACGAGGUCGGGUACAGCAUCCGCUUCGAGGACUGCACGUCGGAGCGCACGGUGCUCAAGUACAUGACGGACGGGAUGCUGCUGAGGGAGUUCCUGACAGAGCCCGACCUGGCCUCCUACAGCGUGAUCAUGGUGGACGAGGCCCACGAGCGCACCCUGCACACGGACGUGCUCUUCGGCCUCAUCAAGGACAUCGCUCGCUUCCGGCCGCAGCUCAAGGUCCUGGUGGCCUCGGCCACGCUGGACACCGAGCGCUUCUCGGCCUUCUUCGACCACGCGCCCGUCUUCCGCAUCCCGGGCCGGCGCUUCCCCGUGGACAUCUACUACACCAAGGCCCCCGAGGCCGAUUACCUGGAGGCGUGCGUGGUGUCGGUGCUGCAGAUCCACGUCACCCAACCGCCCGGGGACAUCCUGGUCUUCCUCACCGGGCAGGAGGAGAUCGAGGCCUGCGUGGAGCUGCUGCAGGAGCGCUGCCGCCGCCUGGGCUCGCGCCUGCCCGAGCUGCUGGUGCUGCCCAUCUACGCCAACCUGCUCGAGCUGCAGGCCCGCAUCUUCCAGCCCACGCCCCCCGGCGCCAGGAAGGUGGUGGUGGCCACCAACAUCGCCGAGACCUCGGUGACCAUCGACGGCAUCGUGUACGUGCUGGACCCCGGGUUCUGCAAGCAGAAAAGCUACAGCGCCCGCACGGGCAUGGAGUCGCUGGUGGUGACACCCUGCUCCAAGGCCUCGGCCAAUCAGCGCGCGGGCCGCGCGGGCCGCGUGGCGCCCGGGAAGUGUUUCCGGCUCUACACGGCCUGGGCGUUCCAGCACGAGCUGGAGGAGACGGCGGUGCCCGAGAUCCAGAGGGCCGACCUGGGGGCACUGGUGCUGCUGCUCAAGAGCCUGGGUAUCAACGACCUGAUCCACUUUGACUUCCUGGACCCCCCCCACGAGACGCUGGUGCUGGCGCUGGAGCAGCUCUACGCGCUGGGGGCGCUGAACCACCUGGGCGAGCUCACCACGCUGGGCCGGCGCAUGGCGGAGCUGCCGGUGGAGCCGAUGUUGGCCAAGAUGAUCCUGGCGAGCGAGCAGUACGGCUGCACGGAGGAGGUGCUCACGGUGGCCGCCAUGCUGUCGGUGAACAACGCCGUGUUCUACCGGCCCAAGGACAAGGUGCUCCACGCCGACAGCGCCCGCGUGGCCUUCACCGUGCCCGGGGGCGACCACCUGGUGCUGCUCAACGUCUACAACCAGUGGGUGGCCAGCGGGCACUCCCUGCAGUGGUGCUACGAGCACUUUGUGCAGGCGCGCUCCCUGCGCCGGGCGCGCGACGUGCGGGAGCAGCUGCAGGGGCUGAUGGAGCGCGUGGAGAUCGCGCCGUCCUCGUGCGGGGGCAACCUGGACCUGGUCCGGAAGGCCAUCACAGCCGGGUUCUUUUACCACACGGCGCGCCUGGCGCGGGGCGGGUACCGCACGGUGAAGCACCAGCAGCCCGUGUUCAUCCACCCCAACAGCGCCCUGUUCUCGCUGCAGCCCCGCUGGGUGCUCUACCAACGACUGGUGUGCACCUCCAAGGAGUUCAUGAGACAGGUGAUCGAGAUCGACAGCUCCUGGCUGCUGGAGGUGGCCCCCCAUUAUUACCAGGCCAAGGAGCUCGAGGACGGCAGCGGCCGCAAGAUGCCCAAAAAAGCCGGGAAAUCGCGGGAGGAGCUGGGCUGA
Messenger RNA from Melospiza melodia melodia, 3472 nucleotides. RefSeq names its product DEAH-box helicase 16 (gene DHX16). Gene Ontology annotation, cellular component: catalytic step 2 spliceosome; intracellular anatomical structure. The record is from RefSeq and is a predicted model, not a curated record. Lineage: Eukaryota; Metazoa; Chordata; Aves; Passeriformes; Passerellidae. Gene Ontology annotation, molecular function: helicase activity; ATP binding; RNA binding.